AUGAAGGAUGCAUAUAUUGUAUCUGCUGUCCGUACACCAAUUGGAUCUUUUAGAUCUUCUCUAGGAGCUGUGUCUGCUCCUGAACUGGGAAGUAUUGCUAUUAAGGGAGCUCUCGACAAAGCAAAUGUUAAUCCAAAGGAGGUUCAAGAAGUUUUUAUGGGACAAGUUUGUCAAGCUGGUGUAGGUCAAGCUCCAGCAAGGCAAGCUUCUUUGAAAGCUGGUUUGGAUAAAUCUACAGCUGUUACAACUAUUAAUAAAGUUUGUUCUUCCGGAUUGAAAGCUAUUAUGAUUGGAGCUCAACAAAUUGAGACUGGUCAUCAAGAUGUUGUUAUAGCUGGAGGUAUGGAAUCUAUGUCAAAUGUUCCUUUUUAUAUGAAAAGAGGAGAUAUUGGAUAUGGUGGUUUUCAAGUUUAUGAUGGUAUUGUGUAUGAUGGUUUAACAGAUGCUUAUGACAAUAUUCAUAUGGGUCUUUGUGGUGAGAAAACAGCUACUGACUUAGGUAUUAGUAGAGAACAACAAGAUGAAUAUGCUAUAAAUUCGUACAAGAGAGCUACAGAAGCUUGGAAAAACGGUGUGUUUAAAGAUGAAGUUGUUCCGGUAACUAUUAAAGAUAAAAAAGGUGAUAAAGUUGUUAAUGAAGAUGAAGAAUAUAAAAAAAUUAACUUUGAUAAAUUAAAAACAUUAAGAACUGUUUUUAAAAAGGAAGGAACAGUUACUGCUGCUAAUGCUUCAAAACUUAAUGAUGGUGCAUCCGCUGUUUUAAUGGUGUCAGAAGAUAAACUUAAAUCAUUGAACAUUAAACCUUUAGCAAAAAUAGUAGCUUAUGGUGAUGCUGCUACUAAUCCAAUAGAUUUCUCAGUAGCACCGGGUAUGGUUAUACCAAAAAUGUUAAAAAAAGCUGGUUUAUCACUUAAAGAUAUUGCACUUUUUGAGUUGAAUGAAGCAUUUAGUUUAGUACCUUUAGCUAGUAUCAAGGAAUUAAAUUUAGAUCCAUCUAAAGUUAAUGUACAUGGUGGAGCUGUUUCAUUAGGACAUCCUAUAGGUAUGUCUGGUGCACGUAUUUUGACACAUCUUGUUCAUUCAUUAAACAAAGGUGAAUAUGGUGUUGCUGCUAUUUGCAAUGGUGGAGGCGGUGCUUCUGGAAUGAUUAUUCAGAAAUUGUAG
Messenger RNA from Strongyloides ratti, 1164 nucleotides. RefSeq names its product Acetyl-CoA acetyltransferase, mitochondrial. The transcript has a single exon. Gene Ontology annotation, biological process: fatty acid beta-oxidation. Lineage: Eukaryota; Metazoa; Nematoda; Chromadorea; Rhabditida; Strongyloididae. Gene Ontology annotation, molecular function: acetyl-CoA C-acetyltransferase activity. The record is from RefSeq and is a predicted model, not a curated record. The coding region runs from base 1 to 1164 and encodes 387 amino acids.